Xylaria bambusicola is the source of this 1529-nucleotide messenger RNA. Its product is annotated as Alpha/Beta hydrolase protein. Gene Ontology annotation, molecular function: hydrolase activity. Lineage: Eukaryota; Fungi; Ascomycota; Sordariomycetes; Xylariales; Xylariaceae. The record is from RefSeq and is a predicted model, not a curated record. The coding region runs from base 270 to 1322 and encodes 350 amino acids. The transcript has a single exon.
GCCCUUCGAUGUGCAUACCUACAUCUAUGCACGGGGAGUCAUUAGCACUCCAAUAUUCUGAAUAACUAAUCAGCACCUGGGUAUCCGAGUAAAUAGAGAAUUCGUAACUCGAUCGAAUUGGGGGGCAAGACUUCAGUCAUCGUGUUCUUCAACCUUUGCACUAACAUCUAGAUUUUCGAGCUUUUCAUCUAGGUCAAUAUUCUCAUAUUCCCGAUCGUCAGCGUCUUAAUCCCUUGUGCGAAGAUCAGCCCACAGUCUUGAUCUGCAAUAUGGCACGACAAUUCCAGCCGCAAGAGCUCAAAGGCUUCGAGAGCCUAAGUCCGGGUACAUAUUCUACACCAGGUGGGAGUACCCUCUCCUACUCGCAUACACCAGCAUCACAACACAAGCCUGGCACCCCUAUCCUAGUCUUACUCCAUGGAUGGCCGCAGACAAGAUACAUUUGGCGGUAUGCCGUACCAGUGCUUUCGGAGAGGGGCUACACACUAUUCGCACCUGACUUGCCCGGGUACGGAUAUAGCACCAUGUCCACGGUCUCUGCAUCGGAAUUAGGCUCGAAAUCGGAGCAUGACCGGGUAAGCGUCGGAUUUGGGAUACUAUCAGCUGUGCGCGCCGUGUACGGCGAUGACAACUCCUCUCCUGCCAACAAUGAAGAUGAGCUUCAAGUCGUGCUGAUAGGACAUGAUCGUGGAGGUCGUGUGGCGCAACGUUUAGUCACAGCCCCUUUUGGGUCCUCUCCCCCAGUUCCAAAAUCUCUUAAUAUUCGUAUCCUCGGCGCGAUGCUCUUGGAUAUAGUUCCCUAUAGUGCGCAGUGGAGUGCACAUGCAAACCCACGAGCAUCCACAAAAUAUUGGCACUGGACGUUUCUACCUUCGGCAUUUAGCGUACCAAUGGUUCAAGCAUACGGUGGAGGUCGCUUCUGCCGGGAAAUAAUAGCCGCAGUUGCGGGGAACAAUGAAGCUGGCCGCAAAAGUUUGUAUGCAGAUGGUGCCGUUGAGCACUAUGUGAAGUGCUACGAGCAAGACGAGGUGAUCCGUGGCGCCGUAGCGGACUAUAGUGCCGGCGCUGCUGAAGAUUGGGACGCGCAACAAGAUGACAUUAGAAAUGAGCAGAAAAUCCAAACCCCUACCGUUGUGCUUUAUUGCGAAGGCCUGGGCACAAUGCAUAGGGACGUCGAGGCGGUCUGGAAACAGUGGGUAGAUCCUAGUGCUAAGCUUGCUGUCCAUGCUUUGCAAGGUGGUGUUGGCCAUUAUCUGCCGGAGGAAGCGCCAGAGGAGACUAAUAAGCACAUCAUGGAAUUCCUUGAGGCGCUUGGGCUAUAGAUCCUCUCGGCUGGUAAUGGAGGGUUGGGACGGGAUAGUAGAGACACGUUUCGGGAGCUCAACUUGUUGGAAACACCUGGCAAUGAGUGCCUCACAAACAUUUUCUUCCUUGGAAAGAUCAGCUAAAGUAGAUUCAUCUUAGCUUCAUUUGACAUUUCAGAACACGAAAAUGACGGGCAUUCAUAAGAUACCUGCUUAAUACUGGUA